Molecule: messenger RNA, 1144 nt
Organism: Notolabrus celidotus (New Zealand spotty)
Lineage: Eukaryota; Metazoa; Chordata; Actinopteri; Labriformes; Labridae
Gene: pcsk1nl
Product: proprotein convertase subtilisin/kexin type 1 inhibitor, like
Exons: 5
Coding region: 44-1099 (351 amino acids)
Biological process (GO): negative regulation of endopeptidase activity
Molecular function (GO): endopeptidase inhibitor activity
Source: RefSeq, a predicted model, not a curated record
CGUGUGCGUCAGUGUGUGUCUGUGUGUGUGUUUGGUCAGUAGCAUGGCGUCUCUCGGCCUUCUGCUGCUCAGCACCGCGCUGCUGCACACCGUCCAGGCUCGACCUGCAGGUCACGAGAGGGGGCGGGGCCUGGACGUCUCAUUGGUUGAGCUGAGUCGUCAGCGCAGAGACCUCCGUAACCUGCUGCCCUACGAGGACCGGAUGUCUUAUCCGGUCUCUCAAGGAGGAGGCGGAGCCAUGGAGCCGUACUACCAAGCAGAUAACUGGAGGGGGCAGGGCUUAGAUCAGGCCCUGCAGCGAUUGGUGGAGAGGGAUCAGAGGCGGGCUCAGGAGGAGGAGCAGAAAGCAGCCUACCUCGCCGCUCUGCUCCGCCUCCUGGGCGAGGCAGAGAGCACGGGAUUGGUCGAUCCAGAUGUGGAGGUGGUGGAAGAGGAAGAGGAUGAAGAGGAUGAUGAGGGGACUCCUGGGGACUUCCAGGGCCCCGCCCCCUCAGACUACGAUGAGACCGGGCGAGGGCUGAACAUGGGGCGGCCCCCUGCGGCGUGGUGGGGCCUCCUGGAGCCCCAGCUGGCUCAGGCCCUGCUGGACAGGAUGGAGCCUCAGGUGGCUCAGACCCUGCUGCAGAGAGCCCGGCAGCAGAGACUCCAGCAGGCCGGACCGGGUCCAUCGAGCCGAGACGGAGAGCAGGAGGCUCUGAGGCGGCUGGUUGCUAGGCUACUGUCCGGUGUCGGCCCGAGCGCUCCUGCUGUGAUGUCAUCAGGCCGCAGAGUGAGGAGGGGCGUGUCCUUCGCACCAGUGGAACUGGCAAGCCCCGCCCACAGGAGAAGCCGCCGUUCACUUGAAGACAUGGCUCCUCCCUCUCCAAGCUCAGACCCGCCUCUGCUCAGAGUGAAGAGGCUGGAGGACGAAGAGGAGGAGGAGGAGGAGGAGAAGCUCCGCCCCCCUGCUGCUGGGCUGCAGAGGAUGAAACGCAUUGACACCAUGGCAACCAACGCCAUGGAAGAACUGAAUCAUGGGAGUCAGAGGCGCCGCAGGAGGGCCCUGAACUACGACCCCCAGAUACUGAUCGAUCAGAUUCUUCAGUACAUGAGGGAGUAAGGAGGGAGGAGACAAGGAGAUGAGGAGAGGGAGUAAGGAGUAAGG